Molecule: messenger RNA, 1323 nt
Organism: Pundamilia nyererei
Lineage: Eukaryota; Metazoa; Chordata; Actinopteri; Cichliformes; Cichlidae
Product: glial cell line-derived neurotrophic factor-like
Exons: 2
Coding region: 176-991 (271 amino acids)
Biological process (GO): positive regulation of branching involved in ureteric bud morphogenesis; negative regulation of neuron apoptotic process; peripheral nervous system development
Molecular function (GO): growth factor activity; receptor tyrosine kinase binding; glial cell-derived neurotrophic factor receptor binding
Source: RefSeq, a predicted model, not a curated record
CAGCUGGCAUGUGAGUGAUUGCGUGCAGUUUGCAGUGCGCACGGUCGAUUACCACCAUUUGGACUGGCAGUAGCUCUGAUGAGUCUAACUAUUACACGUCCGUGGAGCGCUUUUGCCAGAUGAUACCUGUUGAUUUUGCAUCGCGCCAUGUCCUACUGUCGGACUGAAGUGGACAAUGAAGUUAUGGGAUAGUCUAACCACUUGUUUGAUACUGCUGAGUGCCGUUUACGCCAGCCCGCUGCUCCAGAGCCCGCAGGAGCCCACGUCCACCAAGAGGAGAGGGCGCGUCGCCGAGAGUCCCCCCGAGCUCCCGCCCGUUCAGAUCGGCCUGUCUGUUUCUUCCACGAGCAUGAGCCGCGCGGAUACCGCAAACAGGGACGAAACGCUGGCUGGAGGAGAUAAAUACACCACUGAGGAGCCCCUCCCAAAUGAGUUUGAAGAUGUGGUGAACUUCAUCAAAGUAACCAUCAGUAGAAUGCGUCGCUCCUCCUCGCUCACUGUGUCCUCAUCUACCUCCACCACCAGCACCACCGCCGCUGCCGUCCCCAUCUCUUCCCCCUCCAAAGAUAACUUUGACAGCAGGACCCGACAUAGAAGGAGAAAGAGGAAAAGGACAAGCCAGCGAAACAGUAACAGAAGAGAAGGGGGAUCUAGAGGUGCUGGCGCAGGUGGGAAGAUUAGAGGCGGUGGUAGAGGACAGGGCUGCGUGCUAAAGCAGAUCCACCUCAACGUGUCUGACCUCGGUCUGGGCUACCGCUCCAGUGAGGAAAUGAUAUUCAGGUACUGCUCAGGACCGUGCAGAAAGUCAGAGACAAACUACGACAAAAUCCUUUACAACCUCAUUCACAACAGGAGGCUUCCCGCCAAAGACGUUCCCCCUCAGGCUUGCUGUCGGCCAAUAGCGUUCGACGACGAUCUCUCGUUUCUGGACGACAGCCUGGUUUACCACACCGUGAGGAAGCACUCCGCCAGAAGAUGUGGCUGCGUGUAGGGAGUGCAACUUGUCAGGCUUUGUGUAAUUUUAACUUUUUAUACUCCCACUCUAUAGUGGUAUAAUGUUAAGUGUUUUUUUCUUUUGUUUUGAUUUCACUCACAGAAGCUUUUUGGCAUGUGGUGAUUUAUGACUUGGAUUUAGCAGUAUAGGAGUAAAUAAACAGGAAGUGGCAUUACACAAGUUUUCACCCCAGAGAAAUUACUUUUAAGAGUUACCUCGGCACGGUUACAGCUUCUAUGACUUCCUUUACAGCCUACAGCUUGACUAUGUGGGAUUUGAUAUUCCCAUCUAUACUCAGUCACAGUCACACAUUCAGCCAACUCACUCUG